Ectocarpus sp. CCAP 1310/34 is the source of this 1863-nucleotide messenger RNA. Lineage: Eukaryota; Phaeophyceae; Ectocarpales; Ectocarpaceae. The record is from the annotation of a GenBank genome assembly.
AUGGGAAAAAUGAAAGCAGCCCCUCACUUCCUGCCGUUCUACCCCACGAUCGAGCUGGACACCGGCGCGAAGGUGAAGCAGGUGCCCGACUGGCUGAAGAAGCAAGCCCCGGAGGACGCGGCCACGGGCAAAGAGUACAUUGGCCGUCUGAUGGGGAAAGUCACUUUGAAGGUCGCGUGCUUGAGCGCGGUCCGUACCAAGCUCCUCGCCGCGCACAAGGUCAAUUUUGUCAAGAUCCAGAGCAGGCCGUGCUUGGUGGUGCGGACGUGGGACCAGGACGGGGAAUUCACGAGCCGCGCGGGAGAGCACGUCCCCGUGUGCCGGCUGCUGGACGCCGUCACGACCGGCCUGGUCACCUCGUGCGCGGUCGUCGCCCCUUCGUCGGGCACUACUAUUAGUGCUGCUGGUGGGAAGAGGGUCGGUCAUACUGCUGCUGUUGGUGUUGGCACCUCCGCCGCCGCCGCCGCCGCCGCUGCCCCUCCGGCGAAUGAUGGGUGCGACGGCGGCGAUGGUACCGGGGAUGUCUCUUCAGCCGUCGCUGCUUCGGAGACGAACGAGGCCGCUGACCUGCUGCAACACGUCUACGCUCUCCAGUCGUCCCCGUGGAAGCGGCCGAUGCUGAGAGCCCUGAGCACGCACGUGCCCACCGAUUACGGGUUGGCCGUCACGUACUUCAUCUACACCAGCAGGCUUCUCUUCGAGCUCAUCGCGGACCCCGCGAUAAGCGGCAUGAUGAAGAGCCUCGAGCCCGUGGCGCAAGUGACACCCCCCGCCGUCAUCGAAGAGCAGCCCGUGCAGUUCGUCUCCACCCGUCCAGGCGUACGACGAACCCCUGCCGCCUCCCCUCCUUCGACCGUUGCGUCCGGGACCUCCUCGGGCACCGCCGCCGCCGCUUGCGGCCGCAUGGGUACCAAUGGCGGCGGCAGCAGCAGCAGCAGCAGUAGCAGUGGAAGGCGAGGCGGCAGUAGUGCAGGUGGUAGAGGGAACGCCCAGAGAGACGAAGACCGGAGUAAGCGGGGCGGCCGCGGCGGGGGCGGAGGCGGCGGCGGUCGUGGCGGCUCCAGUAAUGGCCUUACUGCGGUUGCUGUUGCUGCUAUGGCGGCGGCGGGUGGCGGUGGUGGCGAUGACUCGGGCGUGGCGGCGACGUCUGCGGCGCGGCGGGAGUACGACUUCUCACUGGCAGGGAUACUGAAGUCGGCGGAGAGCUCCGGGUACCGGGUGGUUGACCCCCAGGCAUCGAUCACCAGCAUCGACCUCGCUGAUUGGUCGACCGCCGAAUUGGAGCCGCCUCACAUCACGGGGGGACUCCUUUGCGAGGAGAUGGGGCUCGGAAAAACGAUAGAGGUGCUGUCGACUAUCCUUGCAAACCCUCGCGACGGAGGCGCUCACUCCUCGCUCGAGCACCGCAAGUCCCUCCGGGAGCAGCACGGCCGCCACUAUGACAGCGGGAGGAGGCUGGUGUCUCGCGCCACGCUCAUCGUCGUGCCCGUGUCGCUCGUGGGACAAUGGGCCGAGGAAAUCCGCAAGAACUCGAAGCCCGGAGCGCUGCGUGUGAUGACCCUGGCCGGGGUCGUGGAGCGUCAAGUACCUCUCUCGGAGAUUAUCCUUACCGGCGCGAACACUUACGCCAGGACAGGGAUGGCCAGGCAACGGAGGACGUGCUUGGCUCCGUACCAGCCCGUCGGGUCGAUAGACGUGGAAGGAGCCCCCUACGAGGGUUCGUGCCUCCGAAAGGCAAGGCCAUGUGGAACUCACGGCUGAACAAGUUCGAAGAAUCGAAAACCGAAGACUGUUCGACAGCGAUAGUAGCGACGACGCUAACCUAGCAUCAAGAGCAGCAUCUGCAGCAUCAACGGCGUUGGG